AUGUCAGAAACCGUUGGUGGAGGCCACCGUGGCCGUGAGCACCGUGAAGCCGUGUGGACGCUGGUGGUCACUGCCGGGAGGACACUGGGAGCCGCCUCGAGUGCCAGAGGCGACGGCAGAGAACCGGACUCCGAGAUCGCUAGACAGCAAAGCCUCGCAGGCCUCUCCCCCUCUGGCCCCGAGGCCGGGCUGUGUCCCCGGACACCUGGAGGGUUUCCUCAUGACCCCCUGGCUUUGCGUCUCGGCUGCAGCACAAGCGGUCACCUCCCCCUGAAUGGCUGGUGGAGCCCGGGCGUCUCUGCGACGGGGAACUCUCUGAGUCGGGAGGGGACGCAGCACCCUCGUUUCCCAGCCACUGGACCUGGACGACGCGGAUUUGGUGGCACCAGAGGAGACGCCACUUUUCCACCUGCCACCAACGUCCGGGCACCCCAGGCCUGCGUGCCAGGGAACCGCCGGAUACGCUCUAUCGCCCUCUGCUCCUCUCGGUCUCUUGUCUCCGUGGGCUGGCUUUCCCUACACCCAGCUCUGGAAGUUCUCUACACGCUUGUCUCCACCGCCAACGCCAUGCUCAGGACUAUCAACAUCGCCGAGAUCGAGUUCAUUUGCGAUUCAGCCCCUUUCACCACGGUUGUCACGCAAACUUCCUACUUUGAUCAGCGGAGGGCGGAGAGGGAGAAAGCCCGCGGAGGCCCGGGUGCGGCGCGUCCGCGGCGCCCUUGGCGGGUCCCCGCCCCCUUCCGGAAGGAGCCGCGGGGACGCGGCAUCCUGCACCUUGACCCGUCUAGACUGGCCCCGGGGUUUUGUGUCGGUUACCAGGGGCGAGGGGUGCUCUUUGACCCCCGCGCGGGGCGGAGGUGGUGGCCCGGGGCGGGGGGGGGGCGCUCUGAAUCCUCGCCGGAUUCCGGAGGGACCGGGGCGCGCGGAGACGGGCGCCAGCUGUUCCCCGCGGCCGCGCCCGUGCCCCCAGGUCCCCACACACCCCGGGGCCCCUCGGAGGCUUUCCCAGCAGACCUGUUGGACCAAGUACGAGAGCGGAUGAACCAGUAAGAGCUCGAAGAAGACCGCACUAAGGAGGAGAAGUCUAAGAGAUUUGCUCCGAGGAAAGGGAACAGAAUAUACAAAGAAUUUUAAAAAUCCUAUUUUUCUCCUGAUGCUUACAGACCUAUGAAACUCGCGUGCGAAGCUCUGAUAGAGAAGCAUGAAGACGAAAUACUCUCACUUAUCGCCCAGGAGGCACACGACCUCGCUGACAAGCUGUGCAGUGAAAAAGCAGGUCUCUGUGAAUCCUCCGCCGAUGUCACUGAGCUCUGGGACGGCGCCCCUCCCGGUUCCUGA
Molecule: messenger RNA, 1338 nt
Organism: Hyaena hyaena (striped hyena)
Lineage: Eukaryota; Metazoa; Chordata; Mammalia; Carnivora; Hyaenidae
Gene: CNPY1
Product: canopy FGF signaling regulator 1
Cellular component (GO): endoplasmic reticulum
Source: RefSeq, a predicted model, not a curated record